Molecule: messenger RNA, 3105 nt
Organism: Effrenium voratum
Lineage: Eukaryota; Dinophyceae; Suessiales; Symbiodiniaceae
Source: the annotation of a GenBank genome assembly
AUGGCGUCGACCUUCCCAACGAACCAGGCCAUUGUCGUGGGAGGCGGACUUGGAGGCAUGUCGGCCGCGAACUCCGUGGUGGAGAGCGGAGGGCGAGUGGUUUUGUUGGACAAGUCCUCCUUCUGCGGCGGAAACAGCACGAAGGCCACCUCUGGCAUCAACGGGGCAGGCACCAAGACGCAGAAGGCCAAGGGCAUCCCCGACAACGCGGACAUUUUCACGCAGGACACGCUGAAGGGCGGCGCCAAGAAGCCGGAGCUCGCGAAGCUGCUGUGUGUGAACAGCGCUGCAGAUGUAGACUGGCUGGUGGAGAAGUUCAACCUGGAUCUGUCCCUGGUGGCACGCCUGGGUGGCCACUCGCAGCCCCGCACCCACAGAGGCAAGGAGCGAUUCCCUGGCAUGACCAUCACCUACGCCCUGAUCCAGAUGUUGGAGAAGGUGGCUGAGAAGACGGACCUGGCGCGCAUCAUCACCAAGGCCAAGGUCUUCAAGCUGGUGACGGAGGGCAAGGUCUGCGUGGGCUGCGUCUACGAGAAGGGCGGCCAGAACUUCCAGGAGUUCGGGCCCGUGAUUUUGGCCUCCGGCGGCUUCGGCGCCGACUUCACCAGCAACUCCCUGCUGGCGCAGUACCGGCCGGACCUGCUGCACUUGCCCACCACCAACGGUGAGCACUGCACCGGCGACGGCAUCAAGAUGGGCGAGGCCAUUGGUGCGAAGAGCAUCGACUUGGAGUGGGUCCAGGUGCACCCCACCGGCCUCGUCAAGCCGGAUGAUGCGGAUGCCAAGAUCAAGUUCCUGGCGGCCGAGGCUCUGCGUGGAGUGGGCGGCAUCAUCCUCAACGCCGAGGGCAAGCGCUUCUGCAACGAGCUGGGUCGCCGCGACUAUGUCACUGGCGAGAUGUGGAAGAGCAAGCCCCCCUUCAGGCUCUGCCUGAACAAGGCAUCCUCGGAUGAGAUCAUCUGGCACUGCAAGCACUACACCGGCCGGGGGGUGAUGAAGUCCUAUUCCAGCGGCGAGGAGCUUGCCAAGGACAUGGGCGUGCCGCUCUCUGUGAUCGAGCAGACGCACGAGGAGCACUAUGCCGCGGCAAAGAAGACGGAGAAGGAUCCGGAUGGCGGUUCUUGGCCUGCUUACCCGUCUGGUAAGUCCUGGGAUGAGGCCAGCGGAAAGACUGGCAGUGGCAAGAAGUUCUACCACAACAUCAUCCCUGGCUCAGCUGUGAAGAGCGAGCCUUUCUAUGUAGCCAUCAUUACGCCCGUGAUUCACUACUGCAUGGGCGGUCUGCUCAUCGACACUGACUCUGCGUGCGUUGGCCCGAACAACACCGCCAUUCCUGGUCUGUAUGCUGCUGGUGAGGUUGCAGGCGGCGUCCACGGCAAUAACCGCCUGGGUGGCAACUCGUUGUUGGACUGCGUGGUCUUUGGCCGUGUGGCCGGCACGGCGGCUGCCAAGUACAUGCUGGGCUCUGACAUGAAGGAUGUGGAUCUUAAGCAGAUCACGGGCGGUGGCUUGACGGGUGCAGUGGAGAGCUCCAAGUUGGCGGGAGGCUCCUACGAGGACAAGAUGAACAAUGCUGCUGCUGCAGGAGGGGCAGCAGCUGCCGGUGGCGGCGGCGGCGGUGGUGGCGGCUACAGCAUGGCAGAGGUGGCCAAGCACACCACCAAGAGCGAUUGCUGGGUCGUCGUUUCCGGCCAGGUGCUCGAUGUGACCAGCUUCUUGGGAGAGCAUCCGGGCGGCGAGCUCGCUAUUCUGACUUUCGCAGGCAAGGAUGCCACGGAGGAGUUCAACAUGAUCCAUCCUCCUGAUGUGAUUGGCAAGUAUGCUCCGGACUCCGUGAUCGGCAUGAUUGGCGGUGGCGGCGGUGGCGGGGCAGUUGCCGGAGCACCUGCAGCAGGUGGUGGCGGUGGAGGUGGCAUCACCUUGGAGGAGGUGUCCAAACACAACAGCAAGACGGACUGCUGGGUUGUUGUGGAUGGGCAGGUCUUGGACGUCACCUCCUUCCUCUCAGAGCACCCGGGCGGGGAGUUGGCCAUUUUGACCUUCGCAGGAAAGGACGCGACGGAGGAGUUCAACAUGAUCCACCCGCCGGAUGUGAUCGGCAAGUACGCCCCGGACGCGGUCAUCGGCAAGGUGGGCACUGGGGCCCCUGCCGCCGUGCCGGCGGCCAGCGGCGGCGCGGCGGCGCCGCUGCUGGAGAAGGGCGGACACAAGGCCAAGGAUUGGUCCCGAGCCGAGAAGAACCGGGAGAUGCGCAUGAAGGGCGAGGGCAAGAUCCCCGGCUGGUUCGGCGCCCUCUUCUACAUGGUCUUGGGAUUCAUGAAGGAGAUCCUUUUCACCAUCGUGCCGCAGAAGAACAUCACCUUCAACGGCGACCGCGUGGGCCUGACCCGCUCAGCGAUGUUCCUCUUCAUCUUCAUCAUUAUCCAUGCUGUGGGGAACCUCCACGUGUUCCUGGGCCCUGAUGACUUCAACGGCUAUGGCUACUUCUAUGUGCGCCUCUACUGGACUGGUUUUGGUUUGCAGGCCAACAUCGUGGAGGAGUACAUUCUGCUCGCCGCUCUGCUGCACGUCUUUGUGGCCUUGAAGAGGACCUGGGACAUCAGCAUCAACUACUCCGUCGCCUCGGGCAAGCUGAACUUGGCCUUCUCCGGCGUCACGCUGCUGACCUUCAUGAUGAUCCACCUCUACCAGUUCCGCUUCGGCGACACGCAUCCCUGGAAGUUGUGCCCUCCUCCGUACCUGCUGAACCUGAAGACCCUCCUGGAGCUGCGGCUGAACCUCUUCUGGGUGGACGAUCCCGGCUGCAAGGCCGUGUACGUGCGCGACAUCUACCGAAUGGAGUUCGAGGUCUUCCAGUCGCUGGGUUGGUGCCUCUUCUACAUCGCCGCAGUCAUCGUUUUCAGCACUCACAUGUGCCUUGGCUGGCAGAAGGUCGUGCCGGCGCCUGCCUUGGAGAUCCCCAAGAAGCACCAGAGCAGGGCCAUCCACAUGGGCUACGUCUUCACCAUUUUCAUCGCCCUGGUCUAUGCCAGCUUCCCGCUCUACGCCCACCUCUUCAGCAUGUCGGGCGGCAGCUUGAGCACUGAGCCAAAGCAGCCGGCCUAG